GGUGGUAGCCUGGGAGUGGAUCAAGAGUGAGAGAGGGGAGGAGUUACUGAUCGAUGCUAAUAAAUAAAAGGUCCCUCUUCUUCUGUCCAGGGUACAAGACGCCUGGAGAGCUGCCCCCUGAGACAAGAGCUACAGACUGGCAGGGAAGCGACAGCUUAUCAGCCCAGGAUCUCCAGCUACCCUCGGUGAGAAGAGAGCCAAAACACAGUGGGAAAGACAGAGUGAGAGAUUCCUCCCUGCACUGGCACAAUGCGCGCUCUCGUCAUCCUUACGCUCCUGGCUGCCUUGGUAAUUGCUGCCACUUGCUAUGAGUCCCAUGAGAGCAUGGAGUCCCACGAGUAUCUCAAUCCCUUCCUGAACAGGCGAAGGGCCAAUGACUUCAUACAGGCUGACACGAGACUAAGAGCCAUCACUCAGGAGAGGAUAAGGGAGCGUAGUAAGGCACCCCAGGAGCAUCAGAGGGAGCUCUGCGAGGACUACUACCCUUGUGAAAUGUAUGCUUUUCGCCAUGGCUACGCUGCUGCUUACAAGCACUAUUUUGGGAGGAGGAGGACUAAGUAAAGGAUGACCUGUCCCACCCUUCCCACCCUGGGGCCUGGAGUCCAGGGUAUCCUCCCAAAAAUCGCAAUAGCUCUGAAACAUAUUCAGUUGCUUGUAUCCCUGUAUGUUAUCCUACUACAUCCUACUGCUUCUCUCCCAUGUAGCCAUGUAUUCUACACUGUGUUAAUUAGCACUGAGCUGAUGUAGCAGAGAUCACAGGGAGUUCAGGAUGUGGGUGCUUACUACAAAAUAAAUUGCUGGUUUGAUA
This is a messenger RNA of Prinia subflava (tawny-flanked prinia), 808 nucleotides long. RefSeq names its product matrix Gla protein (gene MGP). Gene Ontology annotation, molecular function: calcium ion binding. NCBI's taxonomy places the organism in Eukaryota, Metazoa, Chordata, Aves, Passeriformes, Cisticolidae. The coding region runs from base 250 to 561 and encodes 103 amino acids. The record is from RefSeq and is a predicted model, not a curated record. The transcript has 5 exons. Gene Ontology annotation, cellular component: extracellular region.